AUUUGUCAAUUUCUUCAAAUGUACUUGCCAUACAAAGGAAUUGAAAUUACGUUUCACACUGUCCCAUGCGUAGACAUUGACAACAAUAAGGUGCAGAUGCACAAAAAAAAAAAAAAAAAAAAAAACAGCCCUAACAAUAAAGUAAUAAAUAGUAAUAUAAUAAUAUAAAUAAUAUAAACAGUGCCAAAAGAAAUACCAAAAAUAUAUAUAUAGCUGCAGGUGUGUGCAAUUGCAAUGCAAGUCAGGAAUGUUUUCAGUUCCCGGUUCAGAGAGUGUUUCCUUGCUGGAGAGUGUGCGUGGGUGAGGGGGAGUAGAGUCCAAUCUGUCUUCCUAUACUUCUGCCAAUCUGGUGAUUCUGCUGGCUGGGAGUCGGGAGGGAAGAGAGUUCAGCAGUCUCACAGCCUGGUGGAUGAAGCUGUUGGUGAGCCUGGUAGUGCGGGAGUGGAGACUUCUGUAUCUCUUUCCAGAGGGCAGGAGGCUGAACAGACAGUGCGCGGGGUGGUAUAUGCGGUGACUGGCAGGAGGCGAAGAGUCUGCUGGAGCAGCAUCUCAGCACCUGUAGUCAGAAACAUUGGUUCUUCAUCAAAGGCGAAAGAAUGGAAAGCAUGUCGAAACCUCGGUCCAUUGAUGAUUGCAACAUAACCCAACCAGUUCCUGCAAGUAAAGAUGAACCUGUUGUGAUCCCUGUGGAGAAGACUUCUACCACUAUGAAGCAGGAGAGAAGACGACAGCGCAUUGACAGUGGGAACAGAAGCCUUACAUGCGAUCAGUGUGGAAAGGCUUUUACUCGUAAUAGCAGUUUAAAAAUACAUCAGCUCGUCCACACUGGCAUUAAACCAUUCAGCUGUGAUCAGUGUGGAAGGGCUUUCACUCAGAGUAGCAGCUUAAAAAAACAUCAGCUCAUCCACACUGGAUUUAAACCAUUCAGCUGUGAUCUGUGUGGAAUGUCUUUUUCUGACAAUGGCAAAUUAAAAAGACAUCAACUCGUUCACACUGGCAUUAAACCAUUCAGUUGCGAUCAGUGUGGACAGGCUUUCACUCAUAAUAGCAAGUUAAAAAAACAUCAGCUCAUCCACACUGGAUUAAAAGCAUUCAGCUGUGAUCAGUGUGGAAUGUCUUUUACUGUAAAUGGCAAUUUAAAACAACAUCAGCUCGCUCACACUGGAUUUAAACCAUUCAGCUGUGAUCAAUGUGACAGGGCUUUCACUCAGAGUGGCAGUUUAAAAAAACAUCAGCUCAUCCACACUGGAUUUAAACCAUUCAGAUGUGAUCAAUGUGGCAGGGCUUUCACUCAAAGUGGAAGCUUAAAAAGACAUCAGCUCAUCCACACUGGAUUGAAAGCAUUUAGUUGUGAUCAGUGUGGAAAGACCUUCACUGAGAAUGGCAACUUAAAACAACAUCGGCUCGCUCACACUGGAUUUAAACCAUUCAGCUGUGAUCAAUGUGACAGGGCUUUCACUCAGAGUGGCAGCUUAAAAAAACAUCAGCUCAUCCACACUGGAUUGAAACCAUUCAUCUGUGAUCAGUGUGGAAAAUCUUUUACUCUGCAUACAACCUUAAAAGAACAUCAGGCCAUCCACACUGGCAUUAAACCAUUUGUCUGUUGUCAGUGUGGAAAGGGUUUUGGUCGCAUGGAUACUUUAAGAAAUCAUCAACUAAUCCACACUGGAGUUAAUUCAUUUUUAAGCAGUCAGUGCUAAAAGG
Maylandia zebra (zebra mbuna) is the source of this 1704-nucleotide messenger RNA. Lineage: Eukaryota; Metazoa; Chordata; Actinopteri; Cichliformes; Cichlidae. The record is from RefSeq and is a predicted model, not a curated record.